AUGGGCAUUUUUGACAUUAUUGUUGUUCUCGCUCUCUCUCUUUCUUCCUCUCUUUGUGUAUAUCUUUCUCUUGCUGUUUUACUCAUUUGCUGCAUCUCUAUCUCCCAUGCCGAGGAGCUAGAAACUAAACCAACGGAUGCCCAAGUUGAGCCAGUUACAACAACUAAAUUGACGCCCAGCGUCGAGGAACCAAAGAGUAAAACUGAGAAACGCGAUUCCUCGGACCAAACAGGCUCCGUGUACAUAAGCAAUCCAACCAAAGAGACGGCCUUUAGGCCCAUUUUUCCAUCGGCGACAUACUACGAAGCGGCGGAAAGUGAUUCCAUCUUUGAGCCCACCACUGUACGCUAUACGGUAGCCGAUGCAGCACAACAGACUUACUAUGGAAAAUCGGAAAGCGGCAAUAUUCGGUAUGCACCACCAACAGCUGGGGAACAAAGGCAUGCCGCUGUCAGAGCUGGUCUGCCAGGACCCAUACGACUUUCACAGCAUCAUCCACAGCAGCAACAGCAACAGCAACAGCAGCAACACCAACAGCAACAGCAGCAACAUCAUCAGGCGGGGCAACCGCAUCGCUUUAGUUUCGCAGUGCCGCCACAAGUGGAGCUUUAUCAAAGGCCUGUGGGCAAGUCGCUGGCUGCACAGCAACAGUCGCCAAUUUACAACUAUGUAGAGGCGGAUCCGAGCAUAUUUGAGCGCGUUGUCCCACAGCAAUAUCAAUUAGGAUCAAAUGCGGCACCACACCGGCAACUGUCGCUGCCAGGGCAUCGUAUACAAUAUAUUAUUGCUAUACCCCUGUCAUAUAUGCGGCAGUUGCAACAACAACAACUUGGCGGCAACUUGUUGCCAGUGCCCUCUAGCACGGCGCCCAGCAGCAGCACAACUACAAGCACCAGCACCAGCACCACCACCUCGACAGCAACACCACCAUCAACAGCAGAGUCAGCGGUAGCUGCCAGUCAUCCGAUUAUGCAGCUGCUUGGUCCAUUGGCCCGCGAUCAUCAGGGCAUGUAUCGGCCGUACUAUCAAUCGGAUACCAGUAAUGCACCCACCUCAGCAACACCUUAUGGACAGCAGUAUCUACAGAUACCAGCCAAUGUCUUGCUCGCUGCCGCACAGCAACUCCAGCAGAACCAUCAACAGUACCAACAUCAGCAACAGCAACAGCAGCAGCAUCAGUCGCAGUCUCAAUCUCAGCCACAAUUCCAGAAUCUGUAUCCCAAAGCUGCCCCAACAACCUCAUCACUCUAUCAGCCACUUAUCUAUCAGUCGCCACAGCCGCAGUUUCAGUUGCAACGCCUUUAUCAGCAGACUCCAAUGAUCUAUUCCGAGCAGCCAGUGGGUCAGCAAACUACAUUAUAUGCAUAUCCGCUACACCAGCAACAGCAUCAGCAACAUCAGCAACAUCAGGGACGACUAGUCAGAUUGGGUACAAAGCAGGGACAACAGGAACAUAAAUACGCGGCCGUACCAUCAGCAGCAACUCCUUCCGUAUCAGCACCAGCAGCAGCAACAACUACUGCAGCAGCAGCAGCACCGUCAGCAGCAGCAUUGAUGUUGCCCACUGCAACAACAGCGUCGCACCAGCUACAGCUACAGCAUCAACAUCAGCAUCAGCAGCAUACGCUGCCCAUCGUGCACUACAAUCCAAUUUAUGUGCAGGCGCCAACCGAACAGCAACAGCAGCAACAUCAAUUUGCAAUAUUGCCACGUUUUAGCAAUAAUAACCCAAAGCCGGGUUACAAUCUAGCCCAUGAAUCAACGCCACCAAUUCAUGUUGUCAGAUUGUCAGCAGCCAGCGCAUUAGGACACCAACACCAGCAGCCACAGCCGAUACACCAUUACCAACACUACCAACCAUCGCUGCAACAGCAGCAGCAACAGCAACAGCAGCAGCAACAUCUUUACCAGCCCCAUGCCGUACCAAUGGCCAACUACGUUGAGGAGCAACAUCAGCACACUCCGGGCCCAGUCUCGCCAGCCAUUAUUCCAUAUUUCAGCCAUCCAGGCGCCGUGCACUAUGGCACGCAUUUGUACCAUCCGGCAUCGGGUGCUGCUGUCUCGACAGCCUCAGCAACGGGCCCAAAGCAACAGCAACAACUGCAGCAGCAGCAACAGCGACAGACGGCUGAAACAACCGCAACAAGUGGAAGGCUGUCAGGUGACAGUGGUGCUAUCGGGGGCGGUGGCGGUGGCGGGGUCAAGCAGCCAACAGCCGUCGCGAAUAUUGUGAAAUAUCCCUAAGCGCUGAUUCUGACGACGGCAACAACAACAGCAGCAGCAGCAGCAGCAGCAACAACUGCAAAAUUCAAAGGCACAACAGCAACUGCAGUCACUGUACGCUUUGCUUCCGGCUAUUUUUAUUAUUGUUGUUUUCUAUGUUUGUAUCCGUUUGUGUGUGUGUGUGUGUGUGAUUGUGUGUGUCAGUGUAUUUCUAUAAUUAUUCUUGCUGUAAGUUUACUACAAACAUUGUUAAGCUUUUUUCAUCUGCA
Drosophila innubila is the source of this 2492-nucleotide messenger RNA. RefSeq names its product putative mediator of RNA polymerase II transcription subunit 12. The record is from RefSeq and is a predicted model, not a curated record. The transcript is spliced from 5 exons. Bases 1 to 2244 code for a protein of 747 amino acids. Lineage: Eukaryota; Metazoa; Arthropoda; Insecta; Diptera; Drosophilidae.